AUGUCAGCUACUCGUAAUCUACCUUCUCAGUUAGUCCGCUACCUACCCACGAAUGAGGCUUACGACCGAUGGGCGGUAGUUUACGAUACGGACGGUAAUUUCUUACAAGAGCUAGAUACUAUUGAGCUGAAGGAGCUGUUCCCGAAGUUUCUGCUAUCUAUCACGGCCCCUAGGCCAUGGCGUGUCGUCGACCUCGGCUGUGGUACAGGUAGAAAUACCAUGUUGCUUCUCGGUGUCCCUGACGUUGCAGAAAUAAUCGCGCUAGACUCUAGCAGAGGCAUGCUUGAUGUGGCGAGAUCACGACUACAGAAGGUAGAUGAUGCUGUUGGUAUAUCGAUUAACAGCCCAUCGCGGACGGCUCCGGAACUGCAUCUCGAAGUUUUCGAUAUCCUAACUGCGUCAUCUCCCCCGAUUGUCGCACAGCAAGCAGACGGAGUUAUCUCUACGCUGGUCAUUGAGCACAUACCUUUGCCAGCGUUCUUCUAUCAGGUCUCGCAGAUACUAAAGCCAGGCGGUGUGCUUUUAUUGACCAAUAUGCACGAACAAAUGGGUGCGAUAAGCCAAGCCGGGUUCGUGGACGCCAAUACGGGCGAGAAGAUUCGGCCGACAAGCUACACGCAUACUAUAGCCGAUAUAGUAGCCGAAGCAAAUAAAUAUGGAUUUGACCUCGAAAAAAUUGGUGAAGUAGAAGGAAAGGGGAUCCGAGAGAGAGCGGUAGAAGACAGUAUGGUUGAAGAGUUAGGACCUAGGAGUAAGAAAUGGGUGGGUAUAAUGUGCUGGUUUGGUGGCUUAUUUAGGAAAAGGAGAACUUAG
Daldinia vernicosa is the source of this 813-nucleotide messenger RNA. RefSeq names its product putative methyltransferase. The transcript has a single exon. The record is from RefSeq and is a predicted model, not a curated record. Lineage: Eukaryota; Fungi; Ascomycota; Sordariomycetes; Xylariales; Hypoxylaceae. Bases 1 to 813 code for a protein of 270 amino acids. Gene Ontology annotation, molecular function: S-adenosylmethionine-dependent methyltransferase activity.